Molecule: messenger RNA, 2047 nt
Organism: Sitodiplosis mosellana (orange wheat blossom midge)
Lineage: Eukaryota; Metazoa; Arthropoda; Insecta; Diptera; Cecidomyiidae
Product: trypsin-4
Exons: 11
Coding region: 518-1993 (491 amino acids)
Biological process (GO): proteolysis
Molecular function (GO): serine-type endopeptidase activity
Source: RefSeq, a predicted model, not a curated record
CAGGAGGAGUUUUUAAUCAAAGUUGAGACGCACUACAUAUCAUACGCAUCGAUAAGAUGCAUUGAAACAGUUUACAAAGAAACAUCACGCAAAACAAUUCAUUCAUUUUUGUUACGCUUCUUUUAUUUUGUCUCCAAAAGUAGAUGAUUUUUCUCAACAAACGGAAAUUUCCAUCACUUUGCGAACGCAUCGAUAGUUAAUCGCCAGUGUAAAUUUUGUGAUCGUUUCUUUGGCUGCAUUGUUAUGCAUUUUUGCAGUCGUAAUUUUGUUUGAUUUAUAUUUCGGGUGUGAAAACGCUACCAGUUUUUAUUGCUAAUGCAACGCGUGAAGUGCAAAUUUUUAUUUCUACUGUUCUCCGUUCGAAUGAAAAUAAUUAUCAAGAAGAACUGUCCAACAGAAACCGGGCAACAAACGAAUUCGCGUAUAAAAGUACGACGACACAAAAUCGUAGGCUCUGCUUCCCAUUGAAAACCAACAUCAAAUAGUACGACAAUAGGCAAUAAGGACUGAAAUAAACAUGACCAAUAGACUUUUAGUGCUACUGCACUUACUCGGUGCAUUCAGUAUGCUGCUAGUAAACGCUAAGACAUAUGAGACUGACGACGCGAUUAUCGUCGAAGUUGAUGAAACGCUAGAAACAAAGUCGCGCUCCAAACGUGAUAUCAAUAUUGUACUUCGUGAUAUAACGCAUAAUCCGGUAACGACAUGGGGAAGUAAAUUCGGUGAAGGAGGAGUUUGUGUCACCGCAAAAGCAUCUUUUGGAAAGUGUACAUCAUUCAAGGCUUGUUAUCCAUAUUUCAAAAAAAUUCCAAACUUCUCGCAAUUCGAUCAGUGGAUACUGGGGCAGUAUGAUACAUGCACAUACUAUACCGCAGACGGUCGGCAAGCGUUCGGCGUUUGUUGUGUUGAUCCGCCAAAGAUAAAUGAAAAGCCAGUAGUAGCCCCAGUAAUAGCCCCAGUUCAAGAGGAUGAAAACGUUAUUCUAGCAAAUAAGGAUUCUGCAAUUAGCCAAUGGCCACCAGCCUUUAUUACUCAUCCACCUAAUCAUACACCGCCAACUCAUCCAACAAUUUCUGGCUCAUGGCCGGCUGGAGUAACUCAAUUCACUACAACAAAGCGGCCAAUAUGGCCACCACCACUUCCGACGCAUCCAACUUCUGGAGCUACAUAUACAACCAAAUUCCCAACACAAUUUCCAACCACAACUAAACCGCCCCAUGAUCAGUUUUCUGGAAACUAUUGCGGAUCGAAAAAUGGAAAUCAAGACCAAGAGCGAAUCGUUGGGGGGCAUGACGCAUCUCUAAACGAAUGGCCUUGGAUUGUUGCUCUCUUCAACAAUGGUCGACAGUUUUGCGGAGGAUCCCUGAUUGAUAACAUACAUAUUUUAACUGCAGCGCAUUGCGUUGCCCACAUGAGCUCGGCAGAUGUUGCUCGAAUGACCGUUAAUCUGGGCGAUCACAAUAUUCGCACAGCUUUUGAAACACAGCAUCUUGUGAAAAAGGUAAAACGAGUUGUAAGACAUCGUUCAUUCGACUCUCGAACCUUGUACAAUGACGUUGCUUUGCUCACGUUAGAGUCGCCGGUGUCAUACACUUCGAACAUUCGACCAAUUUGUUUGCCUAGAUCAGGGCAGUUGUACGGAGGUAGCUUUGGAACAGUUAUUGGCUGGGGAUCACUUCGUGAGAACGGACCCCAACCAUCGAUAUUGCAAAAAGUAUCCGUGCCGAUUUGGUCAAAUGCUGUAUGCCGUCAAAAGUAUGGUGGCGCUGCUCCCGGCGGAAUCAUUGAAUCUAUGAUAUGCGCAGGAAAAGAUUCCCGGGACUCAUGUAGCGGUGAUAGUGGAGGUCCAUUGAUGGUUAUGGAUGGCCAUACCUGGUACCAGGCAGGGGUAGUCUCGUGGGGAAUAGGAUGCGGAUCAGGUAGAUAUCCCGGUGUCUACACAAGAGUCAGCUCGUUCUUGCAAUGGAUUGAAAAGAAUCUAUCAACAAAAUGAUAAAGACACCAAGAUUGGCAUUGGAUUUAUAUUUAUUCUUCCAUUUCAUCACCA